Molecule: messenger RNA, 6614 nt
Organism: Achroia grisella
Lineage: Eukaryota; Metazoa; Arthropoda; Insecta; Lepidoptera; Pyralidae
Gene: CLIP-190
Product: restin homolog
Exons: 19
Coding region: 726-6179 (1817 amino acids)
Biological process (GO): cytoplasmic microtubule organization
Cellular component (GO): microtubule plus-end; nucleus; cytoplasm
Molecular function (GO): microtubule plus-end binding
Source: RefSeq, a predicted model, not a curated record
GUAAACGUAAUAGAUUAAUUUCCGUUACCUACGUGUUCGGGAUUUAGCUUAGCUUUUCGCUAGCUUUUAAAUUACGCCCAUUGUUGUCAUGUUAUUAAUCGCGUGUUAAACAAAAACAAUUAUGUUCUGAAGUGUUAGUGGUGAAUAAUUCAGUUUCAAUAUGAUAGUGCUAUCUAUUUUGUCAAGCUCAGCUGGUCGUGACGAGCGGUAAAAAUCUCGCUUGUUUUACUUUAAUUUGUGAAUACCACUUUUUGUGCUCCAUUUCCUCGAGGUAUGCCGUUACAAAUUUAUAUUGCUUAUUUAUCACCAAAUAAUACACACACACUUGUACAAUGCCUGUAGUUGAUGUAAAUUGGUGGUAAAGUAGAUAUAAUAUUUUUGGUUGUUUGUGAACGGAUUUAAUUUUUCACGUGUUAAUUUUAGUUCCCAAUGUUAGAAAUUAUAAUAAUUUAACAUAUAAGAUAGGUACGCAAUCGCAAAAGCUUUAUUUGUCAUACGUACAUUAUUUACAAAGAUCACAUUGGCCGUGAUCCAGAUUGCGCGUCCUCAUAACUGCGCGGGAACUUGAGAUAGGUAUUUUUAGUUUAGUCGUGUGAUGAUUUUCAUCACGUAUCCUGUUAAAUUAUUUGUUUUCAUUUCAUAAUGAUAAGAAACAUUAUGGAAAGUUAAAUUAUGGGUCCUUAAUAAAAAAAAAUACAUUAAGUGUUGUAAAUUGUGAAUUGAAAAUGAGUGAACUGCAAGAAAUUACGUCGUCGAAUGUGGCACCAACACCACCCGCACCAGCAUCAUCAACAUCAUCUGAAAAUCUAUCAACAACCAGCACUGCCGCUACAAAGUCAGAAUCUACAAGACCUUCGUCAUUGCCCAAGCCAUCUGGUCUAAAACCUCCUACUAAGAUAGGAAGACUUUGUUCCAACUCUGCCCCAAAGCCAGCUGUCCCAAUCUCUCCGAGAACUGACGGCAGUACGGACACGUUAAGAAAACUCAGCGACGACUCCUCGCGAAAACAUUUGUCAGACCUUAUCGAAGCCGACGAAGACGAAGUUUCCAGCAGUUUGCCGGGCAGAGUUUUCACACAUCGCAAAGCAUCUACCAGCAGCACGUACAGCAUCACUUCAAUGGACGCACUUUGGGAGAAGCACCCGCGACGUCUCAGCGAAGCAGGCCUUAGGAGGUCCUCAGAUCACAGUGUCAUAUUGACAGAAGACACUGAUAGCUUUAUUAUUGGUGAGAGAGUGUGGGUAGGCGGUACUAAGCCUGGUCAAAUCGCAUAUAUCGGCGAAACACAAUUUGCUCCUGGAGAAUGGGCUGGAAUCGUGCUCGACGAGCCUAUUGGAAAAAAUGAUGGUUCUGUUGCGGGAGUGCGUUACUUUCAAUGUUCAGAGAAGCGUGGAGUAUUCUCCCGGUUGACACGUCUCACUCGAGUGUCUCUCAUAACACAUGCACCACAUGAUGCCUCACCGGCCUCCGACGCGAGCAGCGUAUUCGAACGUCCACCAUCAGGCGCUGCUAGGCCUAGACGCACUCUGUCUCCAAAUGGGAGCGUGCGCAGUAUUGUCAGCAGCAAAAUGAAUGCGUCAAUUUCUACAACGACUAAUGGAGAACUCCGCAUGGGAGACCGCGUUAUAGUAUCGAGUAGCCGUGGCAGUAAAGCUGGUACAUUACGUUACGUCGGCGUUACUGAAUUCGCUCCUGGUGUAUGGGCAGGAGUAGAACUCGAUGACCCACUCGGAAAGAACGACGGUUCCGUCGAUGGAAAGAGAUACUUCGAGUGCGCGCCUCGGUUUGGAUUGUUCGCGCCCAUAGCAAAGGUGUCGCGGUCUCCGUCGAACCGCAAACCCGGCGCUUGUGCCAUACACAACAAUGGGCGAGCAACACCGCUGCGGCGCUCCAACUCUCGCGAAUCUCUGACAUCAUUGGGCACUUCUAUAGCGUCGUCCCGUGUGGGGGUGAGGCUCGGUGUGACAUCGCUGGGCGCUCAGCGAGUUGGUGGUCCGCGCGCCUCCUCCACACCGGUGUCGGCGAAGAACGCCCUCCAGGAACUACUGCGGGAGAAGCAACAGCACCUAGAGCGGUUGAUGCGUGAGAGAGAGUUGGAACGGGCUGAAGUCGCCAAGGUCUCGUUACAAGCAGAGAGGGCAGAAAGUGCUUUAGCACAACUAAAGAAGGAAGCUACACAGACUACUACUGAAAAUGGAAAACUUAAGACUGAACUGGACAAGGUCAAUAAGCAACUGGAAGAUGAAAGACAGAAGGUUGAAGAUCUCUUAUUCAGAACAGAGGAGGAAAACAUUAAUAAAGAAGAUUACAAUAAAUACAAAGAAGCUAUGGAGCAAGAAAAAGCAUCACACAUCCAUCGCAUUCGUGAAUUGGAGGCGGAAGCAGCUCUACAGGCAUCACGCGCUGACACGACAGCUGCAGCUCUGCAAGCCCUGGAAGAUCAACGCAGUGCUGAAGCUGCAGCGAUUUCAGAACAACAUAAGGAAGAGCUCUCUGCAGCCCAAACUUUAUCGUCAGAAUUACAAAAACUAUUAGAUGAAGCGUACGCUCUUCUCAAAGAAAAAGAAAAUGAGAAAGAUUCACUAGGCAAAAGUAUGUCUGAUGAGCUAGCUCGAGUCAAAGCAGAAUCUGAAAGAGCUCUUAAUGAUGCUAAAACAAAAAUUGCAAUUGCACAAACAGAAUUUGAUACACAGAUUUCAGUAUUAUCAGCUAAUUUGCAAUUGGCUGAAUCUAAAUUAGAAACUGAAAAACAAAAUUUGGAGAGACUGAAUAAAGAAAACAGUCAGACUAUAAUAGAUUUAAAUACAAAAUUAAGUCAGCUUCAAGCCACUGUCGAUGAUAAAACCCUGGAGUUAAAUAAAGUUUUGGGUACAAGUAAAGAACAUGAAGUAAAUCUAAAUAAAGAAAUCACAAAACUAAAGAUGGAGUUAAGUGCCAAAGUAUUAGAUCUGGAACAAUUGGAAAGUGCUAAGAAAAAGCAAGAAACUAUUUGUGUGUCUUUACAAGAGGAAAUUGUUCGUGUAAAGGAAGAGUAUUCUAGCAAAGUUAAUGAAUAUGAAAGUUUAUUGAGCGAUGUAUCACAACAAAAUGAACGAAGUAAAAUGGACAUCAUUGAAUUACAGCAAAAUUUAAAUGCCAAAACAAAAGAUUACGAAAGAUUAUUGACUGAAAGUAGUGCUUCUAACAAUUCCACUGAAAAAAUAAUAAUUGAGUAUAAGCAAACUAUUCAUGAAAGGGACAAAGAAAUUUUAAAACUGAAAGAUGACUUCGAACAAACUACUGCAAAUUUUAAUAUCAAGCAUAGUAAAAUUGCAGAAGAACAUAAAAAAGAAAUUGACAACCGAAAUACAAAAAUAGAACAGCUUAUGAAAGAAAUUGAAAACCAUAACCAGGCUUUAGACCAAAGUAAAAUUGAAUUUGACACCCUUAAUUCCCAAUUUAUUACAAAUGUAGAUGAAUUAAAGGCUCUAAAAGAAGAAAACGAAAAAUUGAAACAAGCCGUUAAUGAUUUAAAUCAAUUGAAUAAUGACCUCAAAGCCAAAAUAUCAGUUAUGGAACUAGCUAUUGGAGAAGGAACAAGAGAACUCGAUGAUGUUAUAGAAAAGUGCAAUGAUUUAAAAGAAAAAGUUGAAUCUGAAUAUCUAAAUCUUACUGGACAGGCUACUGAUUCUAAUGAACAGUUUAAUAAGCUUUCUCAGCAUCUUAAAGAGAGUGAAAAGGAAGUCCAAGAAUUGAAAGAUAAAUUCAGAGAAGCAACUAAUAAUUACGGUAGGACGGAACAGGAACUUAAACAAAAGUUAUUUAAAGUACAAGAAGAUUUCUCUCUAGAACGUGGUCAGUUAACGCAGUCGGUUAAUGACAAUAUUGAGACACUUAAAGAAGCAGAAAAUAAGAUUAAAGAAUAUGAAAAUAGGCUAUGUGAAUUAAGCAAUCGUUUAAAGGAAAUAGAGUCCAACAAUGAUAAACUACUAGACGAAAAUACUACACUUAAGACAGAAAUUGAAGCAUUUAAAGUAAAGGAGCAAGAGUUAAAUAUUGAAUUUGAAUCUACGCGUAAAAAACUUGAAAUUGAUAUAGAUAAAUAUAAAGAAGAAAUAGCAGUAUUAAAAUCAGAAGGAGUAAGUUCUGAAGUAAAGUUAAUGGAAAAAGUAGAUCAACUUACUGAGGCACAGAACGAUCUUAAUAAUAAGUUGGAAGAAGCCAGAAAACAUGAAGACUCUUUGCAAAAAAUACUGGACGAUAUGACGUCGCAAUUAAAUAUACAGAGAAAUCAACAUGAAAAGGAAGUUUCUGAAGUUCGAAAUCAGUUAACAGGCGUGAGCAAGGAAUUAGAUAAUCACAAGAUAGAAGAAAACAGACUAAAAGUACUGCUGGAUGAAAAACAAAAUAAUAUUAAAGAACUUACUCUGAAAUUGGAAAUGCUUGAAGUUGAUUUAAAAUCAAAUGUAGAAAUUGUUGCUGAAAAGGACCGCCAAAUAUCCCAGGUUAACAAUGAAAUAACUAAAGUUAACGAAAACAAGAAAUUGAUUGAAGAAAAAUUAAAUACCGCAUUAUUAGAAGCCUCAACGGUAAAGCAAAAGUACGAUGCACUUAUAGCGAAUUCUUCUGCUGAAGAAUCCGUAUUAAAAGAGCACUUAACUCAGUUAGAUACAUUAAGAAAAGAAAUGGCCACUUUGCUUCAAGAUAAAGCUUUAGUAGAAACAAAAUAUAAUGAUAUUUCGGUAGAUUUAAAUAAAUAUAAAGAAGAACAUAAUGAUAUUAGUAAUAAAUUAGUAGAAAAUGUCAAUAUUUGUAAUGAUUUGAAGAAAAGUUUAGAAGACAAAGAUAUUCUACUGAAAUCUCAAAAUGACCAAAUUAAAAUGGAAGUAGCUAAAAUAAAAUUAUUAGAAGAAGAAGUAACUAAAAUUAAACAAGAAAUAUCAAAUAAAGAUGAAGUGAUAAAUAGUAAAGAAUCAGAACUUCAGAAACUUAAUGAAUCUUUACAUUUAGGCGCAAACGAAUCAGAACAAGUUAUUAAACAACUUCGAGAUGACAUUACUAAAGUUCAUGAAAAGCAUAAAAAUGAAUUAGAAUCAUUGAAUAUAAUUAUUAAAACUCAACAAAAUAAAAUGGCGGAAGAAGAGAAACAAUUAGAGGAACUUCAGCAAACUAAAGAAAAAGUGGCAGAAUUACAGCAACAAUUAGUCAAAUCAGAACAAGAUAUAAAACAACUUUCCGAUAUUAACAAUGGGCAAAAAUCAAACUACGAAGAUUUAAAUAAACAGUUACAAUCUCAGUACGAGGAAUACAAAAAAGAAAGCAAGCAUAUGAAGAAUGAUCUCAAAAACAAAUUAAGUGACUACGAAAAACAAUUAACGGAAUCGAAAGAAAAAUUGAGAAUUGAGGUUGAACAGCAAACUGAACUCCAUAAAAAACUUUCUCAGAAGGAGUCUAAAAUAUUAGAAUUAUCACAAAAAUUAGACUUAAUAAAUAUUCAUCAGAGUUCCGACGCCGAAAAAGAUAUUAGAUUGGAAAAGUUGACUACAGAAUUACAAGAUGCCAAAAAAUCUAGCGCAGAAUCUUUAGCGCGUAGCGAAGCUGCUAUCAAUAAUUUUAAAGCGGAUAUCGAAAAGAAAAUGCAAGAAUUAAAAUUAAAGGAUGAACUUGUUUCUAAAUUACAACAGGAAGUCAAGAAUCAUAAGGUUAAAAUUGAAAUAAUGGAGCGGGAGAAGGCGCUUUUAAAAAAAGAUAUUGCUGCAAAUAUUGGCAUACGAGACAAUAACGACAAUAAUGCUAUGGGAAUAUUAGGCCAAGGCGACAAUGCAUCACAAAAAUCUGCGGAAGAAAAGGAAAUGAUUGAUGGACAAGUAAGCUUUUUAAAUUCUGUGAUCGUGGACAUGCAGCGUAAGAAUGAGCAGUUAAUGGCAAAAGUUCUAGCAUUAGAAGGGGGAACUACAGUGAGUGAUACACCAGCGUUCAAUGGGCGCAAGUCUCGUCCGGCGCCGCGUCUGUUUUGCGACAUUUGUGAUGUAUUUGACGCCCACGACACGGAAGAUUGUCCUAGGCAAUCGGCCGAUCCGGACCCACCAGCGCCAGCACUUACUUCCAAGCGGGUACCGCCGCCACCUCGUCCCUACUGCGAUAUAUGUGAAGUAUUCGGCCACGCAACAGAGAACUGUGAUGAAGAGGAGACAUUUUAAUAUUUAUUAAAACAUUUAAUUUAAAAUGUUACCGUUGUUGUUGUUACUAUUUUUAGUUGGGUAUUAUUUAUUAUUGUUUACCAUGAGAAUGGUAUAAUUGUUUACUAGUUAAUACCAUAGACAAAUUGUGUAAAUAAGUAAGAUUGAUCUUUUACAUUUAUAAAUUUAUAUUUGCAUGACAUACAUAUUUUUACAGUUAUUUGGUGAAUGGUUUAAUUUUUAUAAACUUUUUUCAUUUGCAUUAUCUGGAUAUAAUGUAAACUGAGAAUAUCUUUUUUAAAGCACAAAUCAAUUUCCAUCACAAUCAUGUUUUAAUACCAUACCAUUUGAAUGUUAUUUUAUGGCGAUAAUCUGAUGAAAACAUAAACACCAAAAUAAUCUUUUUAUAAGCAAUAAAUCUAGUUGACAAUUUUAUUGUUUUAUUUAUUAACAAUU